GAUGUCACAUUAUUUGUUCCUAAAAUAAUUAUGUACAUCAGCUAAAAUUUGUAAACAGAAAAAUUAUUGCUGAGCUAGCUGCUAGCUGGAAGUUAACGCGUGGCCGGCCGGUGGUACAUGGUCCUUGAUUCUCUUGAGCAAGCAAUCCUGAAAUGGCGGAUACAACGCAGGAUUCUAACCAAUCAAAUGCCUCGAAUGAUGUUGAGAGGAAGUUGCCUCCAAUAAAGAUGACCAGUCUGAAACUACCAGAAGUCAAAGUUCAUACCAUCCACCCUCAUGACCUGGCCCGUGACCUCCACACCAUGGAGACCUACUUUAUGUUGGACUGUCGACCAGUACUGGCGUAUGACUCGUGUCACAUUGCUGGUGCAGUUAAUGUGAAUAUUGUGGGACUGCUCAAAAAGCGAUUUGUUGCGGGAAAGAUAGGCCUUGCUGACCUGGUUACAAGCGAUGAAGGAAAAGAAAAGUUUCAAUCGUGCUGGAGCUGUGAAUUCCCAAUGGUGGUGUAUGACGACUCAACUGCUGACAUGACAAAUCUCUCCUCGUCGCACAGUGUGUGGUUGGUGCUCAGUGCCCUAGAAAAGAUGGGACGAUGUCCCUACUUGUUACAAGGUGGGCUUACUGAAUUCAAUGUACUCCACCCUAGUCUAUGUGAGAUCAACCUUCCCAAGAUCAAGAAGGGCUUGGGCAAUACUCCGCAGCAGAGGGCCACCACUCCAGGUAUGCGUGACCAACCACUAGACUGGAAGACGGCUCCUCCCGUACAUGUACUCUCUUUCCUGGUACUGGGCAGUGAAAAAGACGCUCAGAGCAAAGACGUGAUGAAGGAGUUCUCAGUACGUUAUGUGUUGAAUGUGACCCCCAACUGCCCAAACUAUUUCAAAGAGGAUUCUGUCGAGUAUCUGAGAAUCAGUGUGACUGACACUGGCAGUCAAAAACUGAUUACACAUUUCUCUGAAGCAUUUGCUUAUAUUGAGAAAGCGCGAAUGUCAAAGUGCACAAUCUUAAUCCAUUGUAUGGCUGGCAUCUCUCGCUCUGUGACUGUCACAAUUGCUUAUCUCAUGCAGAACUUUGGAAUGAGCAUGCAGGAGGCCUAUCAGUUUGUGAAGGACAAGCGACCAGCUAUCUCUCCCAACCUAAACUUCAUGGGUCAACUCGUAGCCUUUGAGAAACAGCUCAAAGAGAACCAAUCCAGCGAUGACUACCUAGACAUCGAGAAUUUUCUACCGACAUCAGACCAAGAAUACCUCUCAGCUGAGAUUAAGAGGCGAGGAACUUUUUCAAAGAACGACUCGUUCACUAAACCAAACAUCUCGGCGUCUAAAAGUGCCGACUCAGCAGUGAGUGCUAAUGACCCUUGCCCUGAUCAAGUGAUAGACACCGGAAUAAAACCAUUUACUCUGAAAAUGCCUGGUCCACGAAAGUGUAAAAAACAGCCAUUGAAAGAUGACAUAACAAAAAAAGAAACGCCCAAUACAGGAACGACUGUCAAUGCUCCAUCUCUUCUGUCAGACUCUAAAUCAGACUAGCCUAUUAUAAUUUAGCUCUUCGUCUCAGUUAUGCACACACACUCACUACUUGAUCCGUGCAUGCCAUCUUCUAUUACAUGUAUAUACACUUCAUUAUUUCUCCACUUUUAUGAUUUGUGUUUUUAUUGCUUGUUAGUGGUUAAUAUGUGGUUUGAGAUGA
This is a messenger RNA of Halichondria panicea, 1689 nucleotides long. RefSeq names its product dual specificity protein phosphatase 6-like. The transcript is spliced from 13 exons. Gene Ontology annotation, molecular function: MAP kinase tyrosine/serine/threonine phosphatase activity; protein tyrosine/threonine phosphatase activity; MAP kinase tyrosine phosphatase activity. Gene Ontology annotation, cellular component: cytoplasm. NCBI's taxonomy places the organism in Eukaryota, Metazoa, Porifera, Demospongiae, Suberitida, Halichondriidae. The record is from RefSeq and is a predicted model, not a curated record. Bases 153 to 1529 code for a protein of 458 amino acids. Gene Ontology annotation, biological process: negative regulation of MAPK cascade; protein dephosphorylation.